AAAUAAAUUUAGACACCUGCGAUUUUUUUCUUAAAUUGCUCCAAAUAAAAGGAAAAUUUAUUUUUUGUGAAAAGUCGUGAACUUUUGCGGAAUAAAAUGGGAGCUAAUGUCUCAGAAAUGUUUAAAUCGGAUUUGCCCUUGACUUUCAAAUGUCACGGCUGUAAAAAUCCCUUCGAGGCGGAAAAGAAAGUCUUGCAGUGCAAAACGGGUCAUAAUUUUUGUGAAACUUGCCCAACGACGACUCCCGAGUGUCAUGAGUGCAAAGAAGGGUUCUUGGGAACGCGUAAUUUUGCCUUGGAAGAGAUGAUCAAGAAAGCACAUGAGAAUAAUAAUGUCGCAGAAGUGCCUGUAGUUGAUCAAACUCCCGUCGUUGAUGCGAAAUUGAAGCUUGGAAAGCCAACUGAAGCUCCUGGUUGGGUAAAAUGCGAUGGAAAAGAAAUUCCUGCGAACGCCGUCGUUGGCGGAGAAGAUCAAAAUGGAGUUUCGAUGUACGUGGGACGCGCCAUGCACGAUGGAUCUCUUAUUCCCGGCAAAAUUAACGUCACAACAGGCACUUGUUUCGUCGGUUGGAACGGAGAUCAAUUCGAAAAGACCGAAUUUGAAGUUCUCUGUGGCAUCAAUUCGAUUUGGGUGAAAUGUUCGGGAGCUAAUAUCCCAGCAAAUGCUUUUCCCGGAGGCAAAACUCACGCUUCAGAAGUUCUUUAUAUCGGACGAGCUUUGCAUAAUGGCACUUUGGCGGUUGGAAGUGUGCAAAAAUCAUACAGCGCUUGUUUCGUGUCGUACGGAGAAAAAGAAUACGAAUACAAGGAUUAUGAAAUUUUUGUUACAGACGAUCAUGCGUUGAUUGCCAAGCUCGAACCGAUUGUCGAAGGAAAGGUAGUUGAACCGGAAGUUGUGCCUGAAGCUCCUGUUGUUGCUCCUGUAGCUGCGGAAAAAAUGCCCGAUGUCGAUGAAAAACUAUGGCGCUCAUGCAUGGGAACACAAGUACCCGAUAACGCAGUGAAAGGCGGUUACGACAGCGACGAAGAACCCUUGUACAUUGGCAGAAUAAAACACGAGAACGGAAUCACGCCCGGAAAAGUAAACGCCGACGCUGGCUUAUGUUACGUACCCUUCGAAGGCAAGGAAUAUUCACGCAACGAAUACGAAGUACUUUGCGGCGCAAAAGGCACCUGGGUUCAAUGCUCACACGAUGCAAUUCCAAAAAAUGCCUUCAUUGGCGGCAAAUCAGAUGCGGGCGAAACUUUGUACAUUGGUCGCGUAAAGCACGAAAACACACUGACAAUCGGCAAAGUCAAGCCAUCGGUGAAAGCGUGCAUCAUCCCGUACAAAGGCAAGGAAUUCUCGUAUCCAGAAUACGAAAUUUUUUGCUAUUAAGU
Messenger RNA from Culicoides brevitarsis, 1379 nucleotides. RefSeq lists its product as uncharacterized. Lineage: Eukaryota; Metazoa; Arthropoda; Insecta; Diptera; Ceratopogonidae. The record is from RefSeq and is a predicted model, not a curated record. The transcript has 4 exons. Bases 97 to 1377 code for a protein of 426 amino acids.